This is a messenger RNA of Echinococcus granulosus, 5772 nucleotides long. RefSeq lists its product as hypothetical. Lineage: Eukaryota; Metazoa; Platyhelminthes; Cestoda; Cyclophyllidea; Taeniidae. The record is from RefSeq and is a predicted model, not a curated record. The transcript is spliced from 19 exons. Bases 1 to 5772 code for a protein of 1923 amino acids.
AUGGUUGGUGGGAGGGAAACGUUGUUCCUUCUUUGGAUCGGACUCUUCGUAACUCACACAAUUGAGAUUGAUGUUAUCAACACAGGAUUUGUUCCUAACAGAGCUGCGUUUUUUGUUAAUACUGGUUCUACGAAAGAAACGUCUAUUUACAUGCAGGAUUUCGCUUCAGUCGGAAAUAUUGAUGAUGUGUCACUGAAUAUUAAUGUAGGAAACUUGAGAGUUAACGCAUCUAUCAAUCCGGACGCAAAUAACUUUCAUGGCCAUCCACUGACUACUGUACAUUUGUUUCAGAAGGAAUUAGGUGAAGAUGAUCCAACUCUUCACUUCCUCUGCCACUCUCUGAUGGCGCCUGAUCUUCUGGAAAAUUUAAACAAUCAACACUUGAGCACUUGUUGCAUCAUAAAAGUCAUUGCUAGCAAUCGGCACUUUUUUACUGGAUGUUUAAUAGAUAAUUUGUCCUUUACUAACCGGUCAGCUUGUCACGCCUCCAUUCAAAUCGAAAGUAGAGCCUGGAAUGAUUCGACGAAUAACGAACUGGAUGUCAGUUAUAGGAUAAAUACCGUUCAGCAUAUGAAGUCCUCCACUGUUAAUUUACUUAUGGAUUCUGCGGCACUUUCAAGGCAAUGCUGGACGCCUCUAGCUACACAGAUGUCCAACUUCAAGUUCUUAUCCAAAAUCUCUCUUAAAAAACCUCAACGAGACGAAAUUCGGGAAAUUGGUCGUAACAUUCGCUUAGACAUUCCAUCACGUCGAUUAAAGAAUGGCGAAUAUUUUAACGUUCCCGUGAGAGUAAAGCAACACACCAGUAUCGCCGAAUUCACGUUAAGAUGUGAAAUUCCCUCAAAAACCUACAUUGAAUUUGUCCGUGUGGUCUGGCCAUGGGAGGUCGAUGAGUCUUCCUCUAAUAUUCGAGAAACGAACGCCCGUCUUUCGCAAAUGAACAAUGGAUUUAGUGCUUGGGAUAUAUCACAACGUCACAUUCCGAGUUUGAAGGGUAAUGUCACCGAGGUAGUGGCUCGAUAUCGUGAGACCGCCAUUGACCCUAGUCCCAAUGAUCAUUUCAGAGACGAUCCAAUCAUUUACAAGCUGCUAUUUCGCGUGGCUCUACCUCCGAAAGACUCGGUUGGACGCAUAGGACCUCGAUUUCUCUGGAGUCUGGUCAGCCUCUCGAGACGCAACACUGUCGACCAAUCAGCAAGUGGCAGUCCCAUCGUCACACGGCUCAACAUUGAGUCCUUUGAGUUCAAGCAUCUUGCAUUGGUGAUUAAGGUUCACUUUGACCGAAAUAAGUACAAGAGGGUCAUUUUUGUGGAGGCCGCUCUGCUAUUCCAAAAUGCUGCAAACCAGUCCGGUGGCCAGUCGGCUGGCUGUGAUCCAAAUGUCCGAUUAGAAGAAAUGCAAUCAUUACCUAGCCACAGAAUUCUCGGGAUCACAGGAGAGUCCACCUCCUUGGUAAACACUGCCGUCCUUUCUGGUUAUCCCACUCACCACCCUGUGUGGGUGUUCGGUCUAACCCACGGUCACGAAUUGCGCGAUGUCACAGCCCAUUCCACUUGCCAUACCAACGACGAAUCAGUGGCUCAUUUUCCGCGGGAAUCUUGCUCCGCCGGUCUCACCUUCUCGGGAGGUGAACUAGGCGGCUCCGAGGGUCUCACUCUCGUAGCCAAGGUAGACCGAACCAGUGCCGCUGAACUAGUCACCGUGUGGUUUCCUCAGCAACCCCAUGGUGUCUACCUGGUCAUUGAGAAUCCUCGGGAGGGACCGACUUCUGUUUCCAGCACCAGUGCUGCUGCUACGGGGACACAUUUGCUGCAUGAAUACUCCACCACCUCAAUUAUGCUUCGCUCUUUGGCUGAAACUUCGCCGCCUACCCCAAAAAACGCCAGACUAGUGGGAGAGCUCUUUGCCACUGGCAAGGAGGCAGAGUCAUGGGAGAUAAGGAGAAAUUCUAACCUCUAUGCCCUCUGUAAUCCCUCUUCUGCUAUGAUCAAGUUGAAUAAAACUGUGUGCUCUCAGCAGGCGGCACAGCUUUCAAGUAGCUCACAAAUGACCGCCUCCAUUCCGCAUUUCCAACAAACUCGGUUGCGAGUUUUUGCGCGAUUCACUACAGCGAAUACUCGAAUAACCUCUGCGGAUGAGUAUUCACAUUCCUCCUCCGAGGAGGAGGUUUCCAUAAGCCCACCGCUAGACGUCACCGACCUAACCGCCCACUGCCUUCGCCUGGAAUUCACCAAUGAGGUCGUUGCCGCACUCAACAUUGACGAUGAUAUGACCACUCCAGCUCGUCUAGUCCUAGUUGGCAAACGCAAAGACGCGAAGGAGACUGGUGACGCCCAGACGGCGACCCGUGUCUGGUUGGUGGGUCAGAGACCGGGGCGAGUUCGUGUCAGGCUCGCCUCCAUUGCUGAUUCGUCCCUCGUCAGGGCUGCUUUGCCUACAUCUUUAGCCCGUUUGAGAAAACAUCAGAAUCAGGUGAAGCGCAGUGGAAGUGGUGCCACAUGGGACAGGCAGCAGUUUCAGACCCUCUGGGUCACGGUGACGGACAAUGGCUGGGUCUGGCCGUCGGGUUGGCCGAAGCAAGAGCGUUCCGAUGACAUCGAAUUCGGGUGGUGCCAAUUCACCGGACGCUUUCGCCUUCCAACAAAGGAGCCAAUUCCCCUCCUUCAACGUGUGAAACGUCAACUUGUGACAAAAACUCUACCACGACAGGGAUUGCUCGUUGUGACCGUUCAAUUCUCUGAUGGCUCUGUCCUUCCCUGGCACCGUAUUAUGGAGGUUGUGUGGGAGCUUGGCGAGUCCACAGCGCCCUUUACGCUGGCAGUAGAGAACUUGCGUCCAGACCUUGUCAGAGUUGACAUGCCACCACUACCACUGCCGCCAGUACCAACACCACCGUCAUCGCGUCGAAAACGCUCUGUUGGCCCGCGAUGGUUCACCUUCCAUCGUGAUGUCCCUGCGACGAUGGAGACCAAGAAUACGACGCAGAAGGCACAGCAACAACCCGAGUGGCUGGGCCCCACAGUCUUUCUACUUCGAGAGGAUGAGUCAUUUAUUGGCCCUAUUCAAAAUUUCUACUACUACGGUAAUGAUUGCACUCCUGAACUAUUUCACCACGGAUUGAAGAUGCGUCUAUCUGACAUCCCGAAUGAUCCGUUGGAAAUUAUUACAGACCGAAUGGUCACUGACGGGUGUACGAACACUGGGAGCAGAUGUUCGGCGUUCGGCAGUCUAAUCCUUAUGGACGAUAUGUGUCUGAUUGCUGAGGCAAAAAAAGGGGAUCUUCUGCGAGUCAAUCUCCGCUCCAACAUAGACAACAGCCUCCUCUUCUCCGCACCAGUCCACGCCAGCAUCGUGGCAGCCCGCCCUAGCCGUCGUCGUGGUGAGGACGAGGUGAGAGAAGGAGCAGAUGGGGCUGGGGGGGAGUGGCUGCAGCGACCCAAUCACUGGGAGGGGCAGAAAACCUCCGCCACACACGUCGCAGUCGAAGGGUUGCGUCCUCUCCCAUCCCGGUUUUGGCCCAACCCAGAAGUUGAAGGUGGAACUCAUGACGCUGAUGAGGACGACAACGAUGUUGGAGGUGGCGGUGGCAACCCGACAGAUGACCAGUUGGACAAUAUUGCCGAAACAUCCGCGGCAGCGGCGUCUCAAUGGAAACGUGUCAAUGGUCGUGGGUGGAAUCCUCUUUCUGAGCCGUUGGAAACGCAACAGAACCCGUCAGCAUACGAUUUGAAACUAGCCGAGUUAUUCGGCUCUCCGGCACUAAAAGACGCACCAGGAAUGCGUUCCACAUCGCCCUACCAACGACCCCUCCACCCUGACCCUGUCGAUAAGGCAUCGGCAAAGAAGGUGACCAAAGAGCAGGACGUUUUCGUGGACCGUCCCAACGCCGAUAGCAGUCUUAACGAGGCUGCAGUUAAGCUAUCCGAAGGGAGUGAGAGCGGCGGGAAGGGCAGCGAUGAUCCCGUUGGUGCGGAAAGUGGGCAUCGUCCAGCUCUGGAGCUCAUAAUGUACAUCCUUCUUGGUCUCUUCAUCCUCAUUGCGCUGAUUUUUGCGGUCAACUGCGGUGCGAUGGUGGCACGAUACCGGUGGGAGCACGCGAGAGGGGUUAAAGAGAACCUCCGACUGCAGCAUCUCUCCGAAUUGGCCAUGGGUAACGCGAACACUGAUGUCUCUGGUAUGGGAGAGUGUUCCAGCAGCUCCACUGCGGACCCGCAAUCACAGGCGGACCAAGUCGACACUAUAGACGGCAUGAGUGGUGGACAAAAGGCUGCUUCGCAUUACGGUUGUAUCACUGCGUUCGCAACACUUCGUCGCAAAUUCGGACUACGGAGCCUAUCUCAGCAUCGCAUAAAUCGUGACAACGACUGGAUUUGGCUGAGUCGCGACGCAUUAGCAGAGAGUCAGCACGACCACGGUAACAACAGCAACUUGAGUGGACCUCGUCUCAACACCGCGACAACUGCGCUUGAGCUGUCGAAACAUCCGAGUCUCUCAAAACCGCCUCUCACUCCCACCAUUCCACCCUCCUCUACCGCCUCGGUUUGCGACAGCAACAACCCCCGCCUUGUUGUCACCUCAACGGCGCAGCAGAAACCGUCACUUGUCAGUAGCUAUCAUGCUAGCAGUCCACGAGUGCCGCUAGCGAAGAAGACCUCGGUUUCUGCUAGUGCAACGUGUCAUUAUGAGGGUGAAGAAUGCAGCAUUCGUAUUCUUACUAACACUGUGGAACCGGAGAAGUCGAAGAUGCCGACGUCACAACGAGGUAUCCCGAGUGCACUAAUAUCCAGUCAGCAUUUACACUCAAGCAGUGCUGGUUCAAGGCAAAACAGCCAGUUUAGUCAAAGUCAUCACCAUCACCGAGGUCACCAUCAAGGACAGCAGAAUUUCCACCAUCCACACCUUGAUCAACGCCGUCGUUCCGCAUUCGUCUUUGGCCAAUCUCUGAUCCUGGACCAUCAAAAUUCCGACUGGCAGUUUUCCGCGGAUUGCGGAUUUAGCCAUCAUCACCUCCAGAGCCAGCGGUGCUACUGUAGUCGUGGGCUUGUAUCACCGUGGAGGUACCGAGAUCCUCUACAACCAUCUGGAACAUCUGGAGCGGAAGAGGAUAAGGAGGGGGGCGUGAUACCAGCAGUCUUAAGCCUUGAGGGCUAUCAGACUCUGCCCAGCCACAUUCCAGCUUGGCAGGAUGGAGGUGACUACGGCACACCACCUUGCCCGCCAGUGCGGACCUCGUCGAAAUUGAAACCACCGCUAUUAAUCUCCUACUAUGGCGAGCAGAACAGCCCAUCUGUGAUGUCCCGGCCUACCAGCUUCCCCAACAAGAGCAUGCUACAGCAGGAGCCUCUGCUUGCCACCUCCGUGACCAACGAAGUCUACUCCCUCCUUGCCGGUAGUGGUGGUGUUGAUGCCAAUGGUGACGGCGAUGAGGCCACCUUGACUCGGCAAUCCUCCGCUCGCUCCCACCAUCCAGUCCAGACCACUACCACCAACAGUACAGAACUACCUCGCCGAACACGCAGCUAUAGCCGGAUUGACACCAGUAACCAGACCACCACCACAACGAUGACACCAGGAAGCCGUUCGACCCGGGGUCCCCCGGAGGCGCAGUCGGUUUCCGCCGGGAGUUACUGCCAUCAGACCGCCUACGCCAACUGCGGGCCCGCUUCGCUAACUCCCACAGCUAUUCGGUCGAACACGUCUAAGUCAGACCCUGUGAUAGAGCGUCCACCUGCGCUGCGUCUCUUGCCUGCCACCGCUAAUGGCGGACCCUGA